Molecule: messenger RNA, 1101 nt
Organism: Alosa alosa (allis shad)
Lineage: Eukaryota; Metazoa; Chordata; Actinopteri; Clupeiformes; Clupeidae
Gene: rack1
Product: receptor for activated C kinase 1
Exons: 8
Coding region: 105-1058 (317 amino acids)
Biological process (GO): positive regulation of protein phosphorylation; rescue of stalled cytosolic ribosome
Cellular component (GO): cytosol; nucleus
Molecular function (GO): translation regulator activity; ribosome binding; protein kinase C binding
Source: RefSeq, a predicted model, not a curated record
CUUCCUUUUACUCGUGCCUAAUAGUGAGAGGAGCAGGGAGGUUUUGGCCCUCCAAGAAAAUCUGUUUCCAUCUUCUUCUAAGAGGCACUUUUAUACUCGCCAAAAUGACCGAGCAGAUGACUGUUCGAGGUACCCUGAAGGGGCAUAGUGGAUGGGUCACUCAAAUCGCCACAACUCCUCAGUUUCCAGAUAUGAUUCUGUCUGCAUCUCGAGACAAGUCUAUUAUCAUGUGGAAAUUGACACGUGAUGAGACAAACUACGGAAUCCCCCAACGUGCUCUCAAGGGACACUCUCACUUUGUGAGUGAUGUGGUCAUCUCUUCUGAUGGCCAGUUUGCCCUGUCUGGCUCCUGGGAUGGUACCCUCCGCCUGUGGGACCUUACUACUGGCACCACAACCCGUCGCUUUGUGGGACAUACCAAGGAUGUGUUGAGUGUUGCCUUCUCUGCGGACAACCGUCAGAUUGUGUCUGGAUCCCGGGACAAGACCAUUAAGCUCUGGAACACACUGGGUGUGUGCAAGUACACCAUUCAGGAUGAGAGCCACACAGAGUGGGUCUCGUGUGUGCGCUUCUCCCCCAAUAGCAGUAACCCCAUCAUUGUGUCUUGUGGCUGGGACAAAAUGGUCAAGGUAUGGAAUCUGGCUAACUGCAAGCUGAAGACCAACCACAUUGGCCAUACUGGGUACCUGAAUACAGUCACUGUGUCACCUGAUGGCUCUCUUUGUGCUUCAGGUGGAAAGGAUGGUCAGGCCAUGCUGUGGGACCUGAAUGAGGGCAAGCACCUCUACACCCUUGAUAGUGGUGAUGUCAUUAAUGCUCUUUGCUUCAGCCCUAAUCGCUAUUGGCUCUGUGCUGCCACAGGCCCCAGCAUCAAGAUUUGGGAUCUUGAGGGCAAGAUCAUUGUUGAUGAGCUGAGACAAGAAGUCAUCAGCACCAACAGCAAGGCUGAACCCCCACAAUGCACAUCCCUGGCCUGGUCUGCAGAUGGACAGACCCUGUUUGCUGGCUACACGGACAACCUGAUCAGAGUGUGGCAAGUCACCAUUGGAACACGAUAAAGGUUGCCUGAUCAGUCUUCAAUUAAAAAGUUUUGAAGAGUAA